AUUUUGUUUAUUAUAUUUUUUUUUUCACUGGAACUUUAACAAAAUUGUAAAAUUCUUCAAAUUGAACGCGAUUUCAAAGCAAGCGCGAUAUCAUGGCCAGUUCAAAUGUUUCCGAUUGGGAUGAGGCGCUGCCCACAUCAUCCACUGAAGAGGCGGAAGAGGAAGAUCCCGACUUUUGUAGCCCUGAGAAUCGCAAGAAACGGCAAGAGGAGAAUGUAUCCAAGCUUCAGUCGUAUGUACGACGGAUGGCUUAUCAGCCUGCGCUGCCGCCCAAAGCUAGAGCCUAUGAUGUUGCACUGUCGAAGCCCAAGAGAGUUACGCUGGAGGCCAACUAUGAACAGUUUAAGGAUUACUACGAUCCCAAGCUGCGGGCCAAGCGCAUUAAACGCAUGUUGGGCAAAUACAAUGCCAUCACCACGGAGCAGCUCGAGGAUGUGCUUAAGAAUACUAAGAAAAAGGAACGUCGUAAGGAGGAUUUUCUGAAGCGUAAACAGGAGCUAUACUACAAUAUGCUCUCCAAGAUGGAGCGUCAAUGUCGUACCCAGUAUCUCAAUGUGCUGAUAAAGAAGUUUGCUAAGUUUAUCGCUCAUCUGGCGACCACAAUGCGGAUUCCGCCGCAACUGGUUGAUCCCUAUGCGAGGAUGCAGCGCGGCAUCUUCUGUAAUAUUCUGCUGGCCAUCGGAGUGCAGCCCACGUCUCAAUCGGCAAUCUAUUAUACCAGCCAGGAUGCCAUCGAAUAUGAUGUAUGCCAUCGCUUGGCCCAUGCACUGCUCAGUUUGAUCAUUAAAGCGCUGGACACUGCCGCUACCCGUGAGCCCAACGAUGUGACCAAGGCGCCGGCGGACAUGGACUUUAAAAUGGAUAACUACAUUAAGGAGCGCCUCAUGUGCGCCGCCAAAAAGAAGAUUCGAAAUGAGCAGCGCCGCAAGCGACUGUCCACAUUUAAUUAUGAUGCUUUCCAAAAGUGUUCCCGACUUGACUGCGAGUAACCAGCAAACAACUCUUGGAACUCUCUUGAGGGGGGAAUACUCGAAAACUCGUAUCGUGCAAAUUGAAUUCUCUUUGUGUUCAGUUUUUUUUAGUUAAACGUUUUUAGUCCAUUAUGUUUGUGAAUUUCCCCGGUUUCAAUAUACUCGUGAAUCAAGAAA
This is a messenger RNA of Drosophila innubila, 1148 nucleotides long. RefSeq lists its product as uncharacterized. Lineage: Eukaryota; Metazoa; Arthropoda; Insecta; Diptera; Drosophilidae. The transcript is spliced from 2 exons. The coding region runs from base 93 to 989 and encodes 298 amino acids. The record is from RefSeq and is a predicted model, not a curated record.